Messenger RNA from Mesorhabditis spiculigera, 1329 nucleotides. NCBI's taxonomy places the organism in Eukaryota, Metazoa, Nematoda, Chromadorea, Rhabditida, Rhabditidae. The record is from the annotation of a GenBank genome assembly.
AUGGGACUCAAGGGAAAUGGGAUUCGACUCAAGGUCGACGACAAAUGGCUGCACCUCAGCGAUGAGUUGAUCCACAACCAUCCCGGCGGCAACGUCAUCAAGCAGUACGCCAAUGCCGAUGCCACGCACAUGUUCCACGCUUUCCACGAGGGCAGCGCCAUGGCGUACAAGCAGGUGGAGGUUCUGAAGAAGACAUCAUGGGAUCAGAGCGAAGACCUCGAGGAGUACAUCAAGAAGCGCAACGAUCAGACUGACGUUAACGUUUCUUCGUAUGAUAUUACCAUUGAGGAGGAGAAACAAAUCACCCUCCGUUUCGAACAACUCCGCCAAGAUGUCCACCGGUUUGGACUGAUGGAUGCGAAGGAGGGAUAUUAUUACUUUAAAAUGGUGUCCACGAUGUCGAUCAUGUUGCUCGGGUUCGCCCUCCAAUACAACGGAUGGUACCUUACGGCGGCGUGUGCGAUGGCCCUCUGCUGGCAGCAGCUCGGCUGGAUGACGCACGAGUUUUGCCAUCAUCAGCCGUUCAAGAACCGCCGUAUGAACGACCGUUUCGGCAUCUUCUUUGGCAAUAUCGCCCAGGGUUUUGCCAGCGAUUGGUGGAAGGACAAGCACAACACCCACCACGCCACCACCAACAUGAUUGACCACGACGGGGACAUCGAUCUAGCGCCCCUCGUCACCUUCGUGCCCGCCGACUUGCUCAAGUACAAGGAGCCGCUGGAGAAGGCUAUUCUGAAGAUCGUCCCCUACCAACACCUGUACUUCACCGCGAUGCUGCCCAUGCUGCGCUUCUCAUGGUUGGCCCAGUCGCUGCAGUUUGCCUUCACGCAGAACAAGUCCAACUUCCGCUCGUACCGCGAGCACGCCUUUGAGCAACAGUUGGGCCUGUCGAUCCACUGGGCGUGGGUGCUUCUCCAGCUGUACCUGCUGCCAAGCUGGCCGCUGCGGAUCGCGUUCUUCUUGAUUUCACAGGGCGGCGCCGGCUUUUUGAUCGGCCACGUCGUCACGUUCAACCACAACUCGGUCGACAAGUAUCCUGCCAAUUCCCGGAUCCUCAACAACUUUGCCGCCCUCCAAAUCCUGACCACCCGCAACAUGACGCCGUCGCCGUUCAUCGACUGGCUCUGGGGAGGCCUGAACUACCAGGUGGAGCACCACCUCUUCCCCACGAUGCCCCGCUGCAACCUCGGCAAGUGCUCCGAGCUCGUCAAGCAGUUCUGCAAGGACACAAAAUUGCCCUACCUGUGCGAUGAUUUCUUCGUCGGCUACGCGCUGAACCUGAAGCAGCUGGAAAACAUGUCGCACGUCGUCGAGAAGCGGAUCCAGGGC